UUAGAAAAACUUUAACUUAUAAAUGCUUCAGUUAAUUUGACCAGCUUGAUGAACUUUCCUUUAGAUGGAUUAUGGAGGAGGAACAGGUGUCACUUGCCAAAGAAAUCAAAGCAAUCGACAAAAAGUCAGUUCACAGAAUUUGUUCAGGGCAGGUUGUUCUAACUCUUGCCACAGCAGUCAAAGAGCUGGUGGAAAACAGCAUUGAUGCAGGGGCAACCAGUUUUGAAAUAAAACUGAAAGAUUAUGGACUGGAGUCGAUUGAAGUGAGUGAUAAUGGGAGUGGAGUGGAGGAGAGUAAUUUUGAGGGAUUAAGUAUGAACCUUUUUUUCCUCAGUAUGUUAUUUUCUAUAAGCGUUGUUUGUACACUUUACGAUGACACCAUCACUGAUGUUCUUUUGUUAGCUCUCAAGCACCAUACUUCUAAGCUUCAGGACUUCACUGAUCUUACCAAUGUUGCGACGUUUGGUUUUCGAGGGGAAGCUCUGAGCUCUCUUUGUGCCCUCAGCUCACUAACAAUUACAACAAGGCAUAGCGAUGCAAGUGUUGGUACAAAACUGGAAUUUAAUCACAAUGGAAAAAUAAAGGCUAAGUCUCCACAACCAAGACAGAGAGGAACGACAGUACUUCUACAGAGCCUGUUCUCUACGCUUCCUGUCAGACACAAGGAAUUCCAGAGAAAUGUCAAAAAGGAAUUCAAUAAAAUGAUUCAGGUGCUGAACUCUUACUGCAUUAUCAGUACUGGAGUCAGGAUUACCUGCUCUAAUCAAUCUAAGAAAGGAGGGUGGUCAACAGUGGUGUCUAGCAAUGGAAACCAAACCUUGAGGGAAAAUAUAGCAGAUGUUUUUGGUCCAAAACAGAUGCAGAGUCUUACAGAGUUUGUGACCUUUGACCCAAGUGACGAUGUCUUGGAUGAGUACAGUCUCAAGGUCAACAAGGACAUUGUAAACCGCUUCAGUAUUGGUGGCUAUGUUUCUAAGUGUAUACAUGGUGUGGGGAGGAGUGCUACAGACAGACAGUUCCUUUUCAUCAACAAACGGCCCUUUGAUUCAGCAAAGAUUACAAAAGUAAUAAAUGAAGUCUACCAUCAGUUCAAUCGUCACCAGUACCCAUUUGUGGCAAUUCAUAUCAACAUGGAUAAAGAAUCUGUUGAUGUGAAUGUUACACCAGACAAACGUCAGAUAUUUAUGGAAAAUGAAAAGAUUCUACUGGCUAUAAUUAAGACAUCUCUUCUGAGGAUGUAUGAACCCACUGUGUCCACCUAUCCUCUGUCUAUGAUCACUGAUAAACUGUUCCAGAAAAACUCAACCCCAGAGAAAAUCUACUCAGACUGUGAGAGAGAAGGAACAGACAAUCAGUGCAGUGGAACAAAAAAUCAGGUUUCAGCACUGAGUAACCUGAAGAGAAAGUUUUCAAGUGUAUUUGCCAAGACUGAGGCACUGGGAGCUACAUCCCCCUCAACUAAAGAGAGAAGUCCGGCCUCAAAACAGAGAAGGCUUGAUCACUUUGUUUUCAAAUCAUCUCCUAUGAAAGAAAUAAAGAAUGGAGUCAAAGAACUUGAUUCACAGUGGAAUAAAUCAGAAGAGGCUGUUAUCGUAUUGGAAGAGGAUGGUUAUAAGUCCCCAAAUUUCCUCACAAGGGAGCAUGGUAUGGAUCUUAUUAAGACAGAGAGUGGAGUUAUGGGCCCUGGAGGAGACUGUUAUAGGUCAGAUCUGAAAGUCAUGUUUCAUGAAUCAGAAAAUGUGAAUUCUGUCACCAACCAAUGCAGUGCAGAAGCUUCAUCAAAUUCUACAUCAGAGGAUGGAAUCUCAAACUGUAAUCUAUCGUGUUCAACUGACUCCCAAAGGGCAUAUGGAGAAGAGGAUCUUAUGUGUUCAAACAGCAGUAACCCUGCCAUUAAUGUUGAAAAUUACAUUGAGUCUUCCAUAGACAAUUCCAAAAUUAAUAUGUGUUCAAAUAAAACUAAUCAAAAUACCACUGAGUGUUCAGAUGAUAACUCCUUGUGUUCAAACCUUUAUUCUUAUAAUGUGAGAGAGGGUUCUGACAAAAGUCUCUGUGUUACCUCAAAUUGUUUUGAGGAUGUCCAGUUGCCUUCAGAGAGUACUUCUGGUGAUAUAAUCAAGUUUUCAAACAGAGACAGUGAUGAUACAGAUAUAAAGGUAUAUACCGUGUGUAAAUCCUCCAGUGUGUCCACAAACCAGCCAAAAAUCUCAUCUACCACAGACAGCAUCAAUCUGACAGUCACAAGUCUGGAUAUGAAAGAAUCUCUUUCCAGAAGAGAAACAUCUGUACCAUUCAGUUUCUUAAAGCUGAAAGAGAAAUUAAAAAGAACUUCAAAAGAAAAGACCACUGACAAUGAAAGCUGUAGGAGAUUCCGUGCGGUUAUCUCCCCUAACGAGAACCAGUCAGCAGAGGAGGAACUGCAGCGGGAAAUCUCAAAGAGCAUGUUCAGAGAAAUGGAAAUACUUGGACAGUUCAACCUUGGAUUCAUCAUAGUGAAGCUGAAUAAUGACCUGUUUAUUGUUGAUCAGCAUGCAACAGAUGAGAAGUACAAUUUCGAAAUGUUCCAGAGGCACACUGUUAUACAGAGUCAGAAGCUUAUACAACCCCAGAACCUGGAGUUGACAGCAAGCAAUGAAACUAUUCUGAUGGACAGCCUGGAGGUCUUCAAGAAAAAUGGAUUUGACUUUAUCAUUGAUGAAUGUGCUCCUCCUAUGCAGAGAGUAAAACUUACAUCAAUCCCCGUCAGCAGGAACUGGACAUUUGGCAAGGAGGACAUUGAAGAACUCAUCUUUAUGCUCUCCGACUCUCCUAAUGUUAUGUGUCGACCAUCCCGGGUUCGCCAAAUGUUUGCAUCUAGAGCUUGUAGAAAAUCUAUCAUGAUUGGCACUGCUUUAAAGAAAUCAGAAAUGAAAAGGCUUGUAUGUCAUAUGGGAGAAAUAGAUCAGCCCUGGAAUUGUCCUCAUGGCAGACCAACAAUGCGACAUCUCAUCAACUUAUGUAUGGUUCCAAGAUAACAAAAUCAGACUCAAGCCUGCACAUUGUAACAAACAAUAGACUUGAUCCUUCUAAGCAAGCAGCAGACAGGUUCUGGAGUGUUGCAAGAAAAAAGCGAACUUUUAUAUUUACAUGUAAUAAAUAGUACAUGUAUGACUGUAGAAAAAAAACUAAAUAAACAGACUCAGUACUGGUAACAUUUUCUGCCAUCCUGUUUUAUGUUUAAUUUUAAAUGAAGAAGUAAAUUCUG
This is a messenger RNA of Saccostrea echinata, 3244 nucleotides long. Its product is annotated as mismatch repair endonuclease PMS2-like. The record is from RefSeq and is a predicted model, not a curated record. Gene Ontology annotation, molecular function: mismatched DNA binding; ATP binding; ATP hydrolysis activity. The transcript has 25 exons. The coding region runs from base 72 to 3014 and encodes 980 amino acids. Gene Ontology annotation, cellular component: MutLalpha complex. NCBI's taxonomy places the organism in Eukaryota, Metazoa, Mollusca, Bivalvia, Ostreida, Ostreidae. Gene Ontology annotation, biological process: mismatch repair.